GCGGCCGCAACCCCUGCCGCUCGCUCCCGGGGCCCGCAGCCCGGCCCGCGAGACCCCGGCCCGACCCCGCCGCCCGCACAAAAUGUCGGCCCGGACGCCAUUGCCGACGGUGAAUGAGCGGGACACGGAGAACCAUACAUCUGUGGAUGGAUAUACUGAGCCCCAUAUCCAGCCGACCAAAUCAAGUAGCAGACAGAACAUCCCUCGGUGUAGAAACUCCAUUACGUCAGCAACAGACGAACAGCCUCACAUUGGAAAUUACCGUUUACAAAAAACAAUAGGGAAGGGAAAUUUUGCCAAAGUGAAAUUGGCAAGACAUGUUCUAACUAGUAGAGAGGUUGCUGUGAAAAUAAUAGACAAAACUCAGCUAAAUCCUACCAGUCUACAAAAGUUGUUUCGAGAAGUACGAAUAAUGAAGAUAUUGAAUCACCCUAACAUAGUAAAAUUGUUUGAAGUUAUUGAAACAGAGAAGACCCUCUAUUUAGUCAUGGAAUACGCGAGUGGAGGUGAAGUAUUUGAUUACUUAGUUGCCCAUGGAAGAAUGAAAGAAAAAGAGGCCCGUGCAAAAUUUAGGCAGAUUGUAUCUGCUGUACAGUAUUGUCAUCAAAAGUGCAUUGUUCACCGUGAUCUUAAGGCUGAAAACCUACUCCUUGAUGCUGAUAUGAAUAUUAAAAUUGCUGACUUUGGUUUUAGUAAUGAAUUUACAGUCGGGAGCAAGUUGGACACAUUUUGUGGAAGCCCGCCUUACGCUGCUCCUGAGCUUUUCCAAGGGAAGAAGUACGACGGGCCCGAAGUGGAUGUGUGGAGUCUCGGCGUCAUUCUCUACACGUUAGUCAGUGGCUCCUUGCCUUUUGACGGCCAGAAUUUAAAGGAACUGCGGGAGCGAGUCUUACGAGGGAAGUACCGUAUUCCCUUCUAUAUGUCCACCGACUGUGAAAACCUCCUAAAGAAAUUAUUAGUGCUGAAUCCAAUCAAGAGAGGCAGCUUGGAACAAAUAAUGAAAGAUCGAUGGAUGAAUGUUGGUCAUGAAGAAGAAGAGCUAAAGCCAUAUGCUGAGCCUGAACCAGAUUUCAAUGACAUAAAAAGAAUAGACAUCAUGGUCACCAUGGGUUUUGCACGAGAUGAGAUAAAUGAUGCCUUAAUAAAUCAGAAAUAUGAUGAAGUCAUGGCUACUUAUAUUCUUCUAGGUAGAAAACCACCUGAAUUUGAAGGUGGUGAAUCAUUAUCCAGUGGAAACUUGUGUCAGAGGUCACGGCCCAACAGUGACUUAAACAACAGCACUCUGCAGUCCCCUGCUCACCUGAAGGUCCAGCGGAGCAUCUCAGCAAAUCAGAAGCAGCGACGCUUUAGUGAUCACGCUGGUCCGUCCAUUCCCCCUGCCGUAUCAUAUACCAAAAGGCCUCAGGCUAACAGCGUGGAAAGUGAACAGAAAGAGGAGUGGGACAAAGAUGUGGCUCGUAAACUUGGCAGCACAACAGUUGGUUCAAAAAGUGAGAUGACUACAAGCCCUCUUGUAGGGCCAGAAAGGAAAAAGUCUUCAACUAUUCCAAGUAACAAUGUGUAUCCUGGAGGUAGCAUGGCAAGAAGGAAUACAUACGUCUGUGAAAGAACCACAGAUCGAUACACAGCAUUGCAGAAUGGAAAAGACAGCAGCCUCACAGAGAUGUCCGCGAGCAGCAUAUCUUCUGCAGGUUCUGCCGUGGCUUCCGCUGUCCCCUCAGCACGACCCCGCCACCAGAAGUCCAUGUCCGCUUCUGGUCAUCCUAUUAAAGUUACACUGCCGACCAUUAAAGACAGCUCUGAAGCUUACAGACCCGGUACGACCCAGCGGGUGCCUGCUGCUUCCCCGUCUGCUCACAGUAUUAGCACCACCACCCCUGACCGAACCCGCUUCCCCCGGGGCAGCUCCAGCCGCAGCACCUUCCAUGGGGAGCAGCUCCGCGAGCGCCGUGGCGCUGCCUACAACGGGCCGCCCGCUUCCCCCUCGCAUGAAACGGGGGCAUUUGCACACGCCAGGAGGGGCACGUCAACUGGUAUAAUAAGCAAAAUAACGUCCAAAUUCGUCCGCAGGGAUCCAAGUGAAGGCGAAGCCAGUGGCAGAGCCGACACUUCAAGAAGUACAACAGGGGAACCAAAAGAAAGAGACAAGGAGGAGGGUAAAGAUUCCAAGCCACGUUCUUUGCGGUUCACGUGGAGUAUGAAGACCACUAGUUCAAUGGACCCCAGUGACAUGAUGAGAGAAAUCCGGAAAGUGUUAGAUGCAAAUAACUGUGAUUAUGAACAAAAAGAGAGGUUUUUGCUUUUCUGUGUCCAUGGAGAUGCCAGGCAGGAUAGCCUCGUGCAGUGGGAGAUGGAGGUCUGCAAAUUGCCACGGCUGUCCCUCAAUGGGGUCCGCUUCAAGCGAAUAUCCGGGACUUCUAUUGCCUUUAAGAACAUUGCAUCUAAAAUAGCAAAUGAGCUUAAGCUGUAAAGAAACUCUAAUUUACAGGAUCAGGGAAGAUACAUCCGUAUAUGAGGUACAGUUUUUGAAUGUACUGGCAAUGCUUAAUGUGAUUGGCCUGUGAAUCUCCCCAUGUAGAUUUUGCCCUUACUGCAAUAAGGUUAUACAUAGUUAUGAACUGUAAAAUUAAAGUCAGUAUGAACUAUAAUAAAUAUCUGUAGCUAAAAAAGUAGGUUCAC
This is a messenger RNA of Eubalaena glacialis (North Atlantic right whale), 2679 nucleotides long. RefSeq names its product microtubule affinity regulating kinase 1 (gene MARK1). The transcript is spliced from 18 exons. Gene Ontology annotation, cellular component: cytoplasm. Gene Ontology annotation, molecular function: protein serine/threonine kinase activity; tau-protein kinase activity; ATP binding. The coding region runs from base 83 to 2470 and encodes 795 amino acids. NCBI's taxonomy places the organism in Eukaryota, Metazoa, Chordata, Mammalia, Artiodactyla, Balaenidae. Gene Ontology annotation, biological process: intracellular signal transduction; protein phosphorylation; microtubule cytoskeleton organization. The record is from RefSeq and is a predicted model, not a curated record.